ACAACUAAAUCUAAACUCAAUUACUCAAGCGCCUACAGCCAACAAAGGUAUCAAUCCUUCUUUAAAUCAAUGUAAUGCAAAUUCAAUUUCUAUUACCAUUUCCCCCAAACAGAAUAGUGUCACGAUUUAUCAAUUAAUCCCUGCAAAAACAAAGAAUAAAAAUCUUCUGAAAAAUGAGUGGUGAUACCAGCAGCACAGAGUUUUGUACAAUUGAGGCCAGCGACGGCGUCAAGCUCGACGCCCGGAUCUUCAAGCCAAAUGCGGGAGACGGAGAGGGCGAUUUGGUAUUUGUACUCGUACACCCCUACUCCAUUUUGGGAGGUUGCCAAGGCCUCAUGAAGGGAAUGGCCCGUGGGCUGGCCAAUCGUGGCUUCACAGCUGUCACCUUCGACAUGAGGGGCGCCGGCAGAUCCACCGGCCGUCCAUCUAUCACCGGAUUCUCCGAAGUUAACGACGUAGUUUCCGUCUGCCAAUGGGCCACCCGGAAUCUCAAUGCUAACCGUAUUCUCCUCAUUGGUUCUUCAGCUGGUGCAGCAAUUGCUGGCUCUGCAGUAGAUCAAAUAAAGGAAGUCAUUGGCUUUGUGAGCUUGGGAUACCCUUUUGGUUUAACUGCUUCAAUCCUGUUUGGAAGACACCACAAAUUUAUACUACAAUCCUCAAAACCAAAACUUUUUGUAAUGGGUACGAAAGACGGUUUCACCAGUGUAAAACAACUGGAGAAUAAGUUGAGAACUGCUGCAGGGCGAACCGAAACCCAUCUAAUUAAAGGUGUUAGUCACUUUCAAAUGGAGGGUCCUGAUUUUGAUGCUCAGAUGGUGAAUCUGAUAGCUGAAUUUAUUGUGUCACUCUGAGAGUAUGUAAUAGCCUCAUUUUGUACAGCAGAUGGCUGCUAAACUGAAGACAGGAGAGAGAUGGUGUGAUUAUUAUUCAGUUCAAGAUGUGGAAACAAUUUACGCGUACAAUCUUGCUAUAAUCAGAUUGACGAUUUCUGUAGUGAUUGUUGUAAAGUUGAAGAUGUAGAAAUGAUUUACACGUGCAAUCUCACUGCAACCGGAAAGAUGCUCUCUGUUCCAUCACUUAAA
This is a messenger RNA of Coffea eugenioides, 1082 nucleotides long. RefSeq lists its product as uncharacterized. NCBI's taxonomy places the organism in Eukaryota, Viridiplantae, Streptophyta, Magnoliopsida, Gentianales, Rubiaceae. The record is from RefSeq and is a predicted model, not a curated record. The transcript has 2 exons. Gene Ontology annotation, molecular function: hydrolase activity. Bases 174 to 851 code for a protein of 225 amino acids.